Molecule: messenger RNA, 1734 nt
Organism: Aspergillus novofumigatus IBT 16806
Lineage: Eukaryota; Fungi; Ascomycota; Eurotiomycetes; Eurotiales; Aspergillaceae
Product: putative C2H2 finger domain protein
Exons: 2
Coding region: 287-1729 (480 amino acids)
Biological process (GO): ribosomal large subunit biogenesis
Cellular component (GO): preribosome, large subunit precursor
Molecular function (GO): zinc ion binding; nucleic acid binding
Source: RefSeq, a predicted model, not a curated record
UGAUUAUUGAUUAUCAAUAGUUUCUUCGACCAGCACCCAUCAAGUGAGAUCAGGAACGCUUACUGAUCGCCUGGCACCCUUUGGUUGCCUCUCAUUUCCUGUCUCUUGCCUUCCCUUUAUCUUCAUCAGGACCUGACUCACUCUUCACUUCAUCGUGCUCGAGUUUUCGCAUCGACUUGUACCCCGCUCGAAUUUCUUCCCACAACGAGUAGUGGCAAUCAACCACCGCAUCACUUUUUUGUUUGAUAGCCUUAUUCUUUCAUCGAUCACUUCAGCAACUUUCAAGAUGUCUUCUCUUCCUUAUACUUGCAAUACCUGCUUGGUUGCGUUCCGGAGCAGCGAUGCUCAAAGGGAUCACAUGCGCACGGAUUGGCAUUUAUAUAACAUGAAGCGCCGUGUUGCCUCUCUGCCUCCAGUAUCCCAGGAAAUCUUCAAUGAAAAAGUCCUUGCCGCCAAAGCCACUUCGACCGCCGCUGCCGCCAAGGCGUCCUUCGAGAAGUCCUGCCUCGCUUGCCAGAAGACAUUCUACAGUGAGAACUCGUAUCAGAACCACGUGAAGAGCUCCAAGCACAAGGCCCGCGAGGCGCGGAUGAGCAAAGACCUUGCAGACGAUUCGUCAUCCGUCUUGAGCUCCACCUUCUCUCUGGGCGAACCGAUCAACAAGUCUCAGGAAGGCGACUCGGAAGUCGCCAAGGUUGCCGACAAUCUCAAGACAUCGACGAUCGAGGAAGAGGAUGAGGAUGAGGAGGAGCUCGAGGAGGACGGGUCUGAAUACUCGCCUUCCCGCUGUCUGUUCUGUAGCCACAAGGCUUCGGACCUUCAGGAGAACACAGAGCACAUGCGCAAGAGCCACGGCAUGUUCAUCCCCGAGAAAGACUACCUCGUCAACCUCGAGGGUCUGAUCCACUACCUCUACCGGAAAAUCAACGAGAACAGCGAAUGCCUCUACUGCCAUGCCAUCCGAAACAGCCCCGCCGGCAUUCGUACUCACAUGCGGGACAAGGGCCAUUGCAUGAUCGCUUUCGAGACCGAGGAGGAGCAGAUCGAGAUUGGCCAGUACUACGACUUCCGCAGCACAUACUCCGAUGACGAGGCCGGGUCAGUAACCAGCGAGACACCAGAGGACGGCGGAGUCAAGGUAACCGGCUCGGACGUCGACGACGACGGAUGGGAGACGGAAACCUCGGCCUCCUCCCUGGACGAGGACGAAGACGACGACGACUUCGAUUCCCACAGAAAGGCACCCGUCGUGUACCAGACCGAAUACGAACUGCACCUCCCCUCCGGCAAGAGCGUCGGCCACCGCUCUCUCGCCAAAUACUACCGCCAGAACCUGCACAACUACCCAUCGAUGGAGGAGCGGAUUGCCCGCCAACUCGCCAUCGAAAACGGCGAAGUCGAGGAAGAGCGGCCCCGGGGCCGCAACCCCGCUCGCGCUCUUGUCACCCGUGCCAAUGGCGGCCUGGGCAUGAUCGGCGCCACGGAGGAUCAGAAACGAGUCGCUGUCAUGUCGGAACGCAAGGACCGGACGCGCGCCAUCCGGCAAGAACUCCGGUACAGAGACCGGGUCAAUCGGGCUGCGAACAACCAGAAACACUUCCGGGUAUGUACAUCUUUCCUUGACCAGUCUAACAGGAUGCUGACGUUGACUACUAGGACCCUCUUCUGCAAUGAUCACGUUAUUGUCGGUCAAUGGUUUGGUUUUUGUCAAGUCGAUUACGGGAGUUAAUUCAG